Molecule: messenger RNA, 1509 nt
Organism: Aspergillus terreus NIH2624
Lineage: Eukaryota; Fungi; Ascomycota; Eurotiomycetes; Eurotiales; Aspergillaceae
Product: putative inositol 5-phosphatase
Exons: 2
Coding region: 1-1509 (502 amino acids)
Biological process (GO): phosphatidylinositol dephosphorylation
Molecular function (GO): phosphatidylinositol-4,5-bisphosphate 5-phosphatase activity
Source: RefSeq, a predicted model, not a curated record
AUGCCAUCGAAAAUGGCCGAUGACAUUCUUCUCUACCUCCUUACUUUCAACUGCGCCCGGAAUCUCGUCGACAUCGACCGGUUUGCCGACCAUUUCUUCGAUGCCUUGCCCCUCACCGACACUUCCAUCUCACAGAGCUCCCCAGAUGUCAUUGCGGUCAGUCUUCAAGAGGUCGCUCCUAUCGCCUAUGCAUUCCUAGGAGGGUCAUUCCUUACGCCAUAUCUUGCUCGAUGGAACCAGGUGGUAGACCAGGCAGUGGCUCGCCGCUGGAAGGAUGUCCACUAUGUCAACUUGCUGACCGAGAAUGUCGGCAUGACAGCGCUGAUGGUGUUUGCUCGGUCUGAUGUCGCAGAGAACAUCUCAACCACGGCCUCCGCCUGCGUCGGGUUGGGUUUGCAGCAGAUGGGCAAUAAAGGCGCCGUUGGGGCUCGGUUGACUUAUACCUCACCAGGUCCGGACGAAGUCUCGACCGAUCUCACCCUAGUGGCAGCCCACCUUGCCCCGAUGGAGGAUGCCGUACACCAACGAAAUGAUGACUGGCGUGCUAUCGUCGAACGUCUAGUGUUUGAACGCCCAGGCACAGCUCGUCCGACCCAUGAGACCGGAGAGACCGCCGAGGAACCGGAACGAACUGCCCUUCUACACGAGUCUACAUCGCACGCUCCAGAGGACCUCCGUGGCAUUUUCAUCCCUACAAGCUACCUUUUCCUCGCAGGCGACCUCAACUACCGCACCUCUGACGCGUCACCGAGUAAGCAGGACUCCGCCCGAUUCCCACAGGCGCAUGCAGAUCCGACCAGCGCCCUACAUUACUCCCACCUCCUGAAGGAGGAUCAGCUCAUCCGGGAGAUGCAACAAUCCCGGACGUUCCACGGCCUGUCGGAGGCCCCCAUCACUUUUCCGCCGACGUAUAAGUACACUAGUGCAGCGCGCCAGGCAGCAGGCAAUACCAACCUCGACGAAGGGGCGCAGGAAUGGCUAUGGACGAGUACCCGCUGGCCCAGUUGGUGCGAUCGUGUGUUAUACCUGGAAUCCCCACCGGGCCUGGACCGGGAUGCUCAAGUAAAGCCGCUGGCGUACAAGGCGCUCCCGUUGUUUCCGACCUCAGACCACCGUGCCGUCGGGUUUUCUGCCUUGGUGCCCGUCCGCCCAGCGUCGCAGGGGGUUACGACCCGCACGGUGGCUCCGUUUCCGAUCGAUUCAAAAUGGCGGCCUGGAUGCGAAAUGGAUCUAGAACGGUCUGGAGUCCACGGCAAUGGGAAGUGGAAGGAUGCGAUGUCGAUCCAUCCUCAGCGGCUCAACGCAGACAAGCAGGAUUUCUCUCUUCCCGCUGCACCAAUGCCUGCAGCCGAUGACAUUAGGUGCGAGUCCUGCGAGUCUCGGGAGGCCACACGAUAUAGCAGGCUCUCGAAGGCCCCGGUGGAAGGGAUUUCUGUUUUUUCCCCUUGUCAAGAUGUCUGGUCUGACGAGAAGGCCGAUAUUCCGAACGGGCCGGUGCCUGAGCUAUGA